Messenger RNA from Zonotrichia albicollis (white-throated sparrow), 695 nucleotides. Lineage: Eukaryota; Metazoa; Chordata; Aves; Passeriformes; Passerellidae. The record is from RefSeq and is a predicted model, not a curated record.
UGAGCGCCAGUGACCCCACGGAGGUGAUCGGGGUUCUGGGCAAGUCCGUGACCUUCCACACCCCCAACACAGACGCAAAUCCAGCACUCUGGUUUUUUGGGGAUAAACCCAUAGUGACUGUGGCAUUUGAGGAUCCUCCUCAACCCAUAUUUUAUAAAGACAAAUUCAAAACCCGUUUUGCUGUCUCUGAGAGAGGCCGCGCACUCAAAAUCUCCCAGCUGAGGAUGGAGGAUGCCGGGACCUACUCUGUAACAAUCAACGGAAAAAGAUCCAACUUCACCCUGCAGGUGUUCAGGGAGCUGGCAGAGCCCACGGUGACCUGCGAGGCCCAGAACUGCUCGGACGGGAGCUGCAGCUCCUCCCUGCGCUGCUCCGCAUCCGGCACCGGCUUUGGGAACAUCUCCUACACCUGGAGGGUGGGGGAUCAGGACAUGGACGGGAGCUCCGUGGUGCUGAUGGUGAACGAAACAUCCCAGGAUGGGCUGGAGCCGGUGACGUGCACGGCACGGAACGCCGUCAGCAGCAAGAGCAUCACCAUCACCAACCUGGGGCAGCUCUGCGCAGCUGCCCUCUCCAGCGGCCAGGUCGAGGUCAGGGUCUGGGUCUGGGCUGUGGUCGGGGUCCUAGUCGUGAUUUUGGUCCUGGCCCUUUUGUCGAUUUUCCUCGUGCUCCUAUGGCAAUUCAAAGAUUUGUGA